This is a messenger RNA of Daucus carota subsp. sativus, 2051 nucleotides long. Its product is annotated as putative glycosyltransferase 7. Gene Ontology annotation, molecular function: galactosyltransferase activity. Gene Ontology annotation, cellular component: membrane; trans-Golgi network; endosome. The record is from RefSeq and is a predicted model, not a curated record. Lineage: Eukaryota; Viridiplantae; Streptophyta; Magnoliopsida; Apiales; Apiaceae. The coding region runs from base 393 to 1769 and encodes 458 amino acids. The transcript is spliced from 3 exons.
UUAAAAAUAUAUUAUCUCCCCCAGGCCCCAAAUAGACAAAAGUCCAAGCAGGAGCACACGGUAAACGUUUCCCAACGUCACUGUUUAUAUCCAUCCAUAAAUUCAGCUGAAACAACAGAGCUACCUAGCUCCUGUGUUACUUACAUUGUAUCUGUAUCUAUUCUUCUAUCUCUCUCAAUGUAUAUUUGUAUCAUCAUUUCUCAUUUCAACAGUUUCCAACUCUCCAUUCCCAUCAAAAACCUUUACAACGCCUCCCACUAUUUUUAGCAACACACCUCCAAAACUCCUCCCCUCAUCAAGCAUCAUACAAUUGUUGUAUCCGUUUCCUCUUCCACACGGAAGCAAACCAAGCUGCCAACUCAAACAUAGUCAACAAAAACAACAAUAAUAAAAUGGUGUCUUCUUCUUCUGACUACAACACUCCUCAGUUCCAAUCCUCCCCCUCUCUCAUGGCCAACAGACAUUUUUCUCGUAUGACCACUAAAUCUUUCUCGGACUUCUUUGUCUAUGUCGGCUGCUCUCUUGUAGCUCUGUUGCUCGUUUGGGCUCUCUGGUCAUUCUCUACCCCCACCCCUGAUCCCAACACCUUCCCCCCAACUUUCAUCAAACCUGUAGAAAACGAGCCGGUUAAGUCACAGGGGAUCGACUUAAAUCACGACUCGUUUAUCCCAAGUUUUUACGAUGACCCAACUCUGAUGUACACAGUCGGGUCACCGCUUAAAAACUGGGAUGAGAAAAGAAGUAUAUGGCUGAGCCACCACCCUUCCUUUGCCGCGGGGGCGAAGGAAAGAAUUAUGUUAAUUUCGGGCUCACAAUCCACCCCGUGCAAAAAUCCCAUGGGUGAUCAUUUACUUCUAAGGUUUUUCAAAAAUAAGGUAGAUUAUUGUCGUAUCCACGGAUACGACAUUUUCUACAACAAUAUUCUACUCCAGCCUAAAAUGUUCACAUUUUGGGCCAAGAUUCCGGCGGUCAGGGCCGCCAUGGUGGCCCAUCCGGAAGCCGAGUGGAUCUGGUGGGUCGACUCAGAUGCCGCCAUCACUGACAUGGAUUUUAAACUGCCGCUGAACCGUUACAAAGACCAUAACCUUGUAGUCCAUGGCUGGCCUAAGUUGAUCUACGAGAAAAAAAGCUGGACUAGCUUAAACGCCGGCGUUUUCCUCAUUAGGAAUUGUCAGUGGUCGCUGGAUUUCAUGGAGGUUUGGGCAAGUAUGGGCCCACAAAACCCGAAUUAUGAAAAAUGGGGUGCCACUUUGAGGACAACGUUCAAAGACAAGAUUUUCCCCGAGUCGGAUGAUCAAUCGGGUCUGGUUUAUUUACUUCUCCAUGAGAAAGAUACUUGGGGCAAAAAAAUCUAUGUGGAAGGUGAAUAUUAUUUUGAGGGCUAUUGGCUAGAAAUCGUUGAGAAUCUGGAAAAUGUGACAAGGAAGUAUAAUGAUAUCGAGAAGGGGGCGCGGAGCCUAAGGCGUAGACAUGCUGAGAAAGUGAGUGAGCGUUACGGUGAGAUGUGGGAAGAUCAUCUGAAAGAUGCCGGUAACGGGAGAGAGGGAUGGAGACGGCCGUUUAUCACGCAUUUCACGGGGUGUCAACCGUGCAGCGGGGACCACAAUAUGAUGUAUUCACGGCAAACAUGUUGGGGUGCUAUGGAAAUGGCUCUAAACUUUGCUGAUAAUCAAGUGCUUCGUAAUUUCGGGUUUGUGCACAACAGCUUAUCGGAUUCGUCCAAAGUUUCUCCGCUGCCGUUCGAUUACCCUGCCUCAGAAAUCAUGUGAUGAUCCAGAGGUGCCCUUGUUUGGUCAGGUUCAUCCACUCCCAAGUAUAUUACUGCAAUAUGGGAACUUAUCAGAUAGUAGCGAUCCCUGGUGUAUCCGAAGCUAUGGCUUGAAGUUCCAUAUACAUAAAUGAUGUAUCUAUCUAUAUCAGAAACUUGCUGAAAGGGGCGAAAAAGAGGCUUGCAUCCCUAGCAUAAUAUGACUAUGUUUUGAUGUCCUACCUGUGUUUUAUGUGUAUAAGAGAAUUAUGCUGAUUUAUAAAAGUAGAUUUUGUUUAAUUAA